CACGCAGAAAGGCACUUCCGGCACGACAGCCAUGGUCUUGGCGCCGGGUCCGAACGCGGAGGCCGCGCGCAAGAAGACGGGCAAGAAGCGGGGCUGGAGACGUCGGGCGCGGCCGGGUGGCGGAGCCCCGGAACACCCCGCCAGGCCGCACCCCGCGAGGCCCCCGCAGCACCACGAGGACUUCUCCCGGAACUGGAAGGCUCUGCGCGAGCUGCUAAAACAGAAGCCGCAAGCCUCAGAAAAGCCCAUGGGUGUCUCUCAGACGACGCCCCAAGUUAUUCAGCCAAAAAAUACCCCUGCUCGUAUCAAGAAAGAGGAGACACAGAGUCAGGGGCCAGAACGUGAGGCUGACAAGAGGAAGGGGCCAAUUCAGCUGGAGGAGAAAGGAAGCAAGAAAAGGGCUCACGGAGACCCAGCUCUGAAGUCAACCUAUCCUGGGCCCAAGAAGCAGAAAGGCCCAGUGGCCCCUGCACCCCCACGCAACCCCACUGAAGAGGACCUGUGGUUUGAUGACGUGGACCUGGCGGACAUCGAGACUACCCUGGGCCCCGAGGCAGGUCGUAUCAUCAGACAGCGAAUGGGCCGGAGGAAGGUGGCCAUGACACUGGAGAAGGAGCAGGCCUUCACAGGCCUGACCAAGGCUUUGGCAUUGGACUGCGAGAUGGUGGGUGUAGGCCCUGGUGGCGAGGAGAGCGUGGCGGCUCGUGUGUCCCUGGUGAACCAGUUCGGCAAGUGCGUGUACGACAAGUACGUGAAGGUCAAGCAACCUGUGACAGACUACAGGACUGCAAUCAGCGGUGUGCGACCCCAGCAUCUUUUGCAGGGAGAAGACUUUGAAGUGGUCCAGAAGGAGGUGGCCGAUAUGCUCAAGGGCCGGGUGCUCGUGGGCCAUGCGCUACACAACGACCUCAAGGUGCUGUUUCUGGAUCACCCCAAACGGAAAGUCCGGGACACGCAAAAAUACAAACCUUUCAAGACCCAAGCCAAGAGUGGGAGGCCAUCUUUGAAGCUCCUUGCAGAAAGGAUCCUAGGGGUACAGAUCCAGCAGGCUGAGCACUGUUCGGUUCAGGAUGCCCAGAUAGCCAUGAGGCUCUACAUCACUGUGCGGAAGGAGUGGGAGAAGGCUCAGAACCGCCGAAGUCUGUGAGCCUGGGCAGGACAGCGACUGGAUGUGCGACUCAGCAUCCCAGCAGCCUGGACAUGAGCCUGCCCCUUUGCAGCUGUGCCCCAAGAUGGCCUUCAACCGCACCCUGGGAGUAUAAUCAGGGCCAGAUGGCAGCACUUGGGUGGACUGGGCUUGGGGUCUGUGGGAUCUCUCCUCACUGCCCCCAGCCACCGUGGAUACCACUGCUGUUGCCUCAGGCAGCCAAGGAGAGGGGGCACUAUAGGCAGUUGGACUAGAGGCAGAAGCAGCACAUUGUGCUAUCAGGGUUUACCAGCUCCCACCACACAUAUGUCAGCACAGACCUGUGAGCUGAUGGCACAUAAAUGCGCUUUACUUGA
Messenger RNA from Suncus etruscus (white-toothed pygmy shrew), 1503 nucleotides. It is a transcript of the gene REXO4, whose product is annotated as REX4 homolog, 3'-5' exonuclease. Gene Ontology annotation, biological process: DNA catabolic process; rRNA processing. Gene Ontology annotation, cellular component: nucleus. The record is from RefSeq and is a predicted model, not a curated record. Bases 32 to 1147 code for a protein of 371 amino acids. The transcript is spliced from 8 exons. Gene Ontology annotation, molecular function: 3'-5' exonuclease activity; nucleic acid binding. Lineage: Eukaryota; Metazoa; Chordata; Mammalia; Eulipotyphla; Soricidae.